UAAUACGAAAGCAACAUUUUCCUGUUUCUUCCGAUUUUCUUGUUGUCUUGUUAGUAAACAAGCGUUUGCUAGCUUCAAGAUGAAUCGUAUUUUAGCUCUAAAUACUUUGCGAAAAUGUGUUUUUCAAAAAUUUAACUCGACAUUGAGCAUUACCAGCUGUCAUAAUAGAAAAUACUCUGUUGUUUCCAUGUCGGAAAAUGGCCCAAAUCCGUAUAUCGAAAGAAUAAACGAGAGCAUCACAGACAAACGAGCGCGUUUGUUGUAUCAAAGUCGAAAGCGGGGAAUGCUGGAAAAUGGUUUAAUAUUGAGCACAUUUGCUGGAAAAUAUCUGAAUAAUUUCAAUAAUGAGCAAUUAGCCUUGUAUGACAAACUUAUAAAUAUUCCUUCUAACGAUUGGGAUUUGUUUUACUGGGCGACUGGUGUUAAAAGUACACCUCCUGAGUUUCAGAAUGAAGUGAUGGAAUUGUUAAAGAGACAUGUUAAGAAUGAACUGAAAGAAACCCGCUAUACUCAGCCUGAUUUAAAUUGACUUGCAUGUUAAUCCCAUUUUAAUAUUUGGUUGCAGUGAUAGAUUCAUUAUAUUCUACAACAGCAUUUCUUUUAUUUACACUAAAAUGUUUGAAUUUGUUUUAAAAUGUUGUUGAAUCUCCGAAUUUAUAUAGUUUAAAAGUUCAAUUUUGUUGUUUUAUUAUUAAUAGCAUAUACUAGAAUAUAUUUUGAAAUAUUGCAUAAACAUUUAUUUAGAAAUUUUCUAAAUAAAUAUUGUUGAUCCUUCAUCAUGUGUAAACAAUAAACUGUAUUUAUGCAUGGUUUGUGACGAUAAUUUUGGUUUCCAAAU
Argiope bruennichi is the source of this 838-nucleotide messenger RNA. RefSeq names its product succinate dehydrogenase assembly factor 2, mitochondrial-like. Gene Ontology annotation, biological process: mitochondrial electron transport, succinate to ubiquinone; mitochondrial respiratory chain complex II assembly; protein-FAD linkage. Lineage: Eukaryota; Metazoa; Arthropoda; Arachnida; Araneae; Araneidae. Gene Ontology annotation, cellular component: mitochondrion. The record is from RefSeq and is a predicted model, not a curated record. Bases 80 to 529 code for a protein of 149 amino acids. The transcript has a single exon.